Messenger RNA from Physella acuta, 576 nucleotides. Its product is annotated as ficolin-1-like. Lineage: Eukaryota; Metazoa; Mollusca; Gastropoda; Physidae. The record is from RefSeq and is a predicted model, not a curated record.
AUGGUAGAUCCGUACAAACUUUUGAGCAAGCUUGAUCCAUGCUUAGGAGUAAACAGCAGUGACCCCCGACCUUUGGUGACCCUAACCUCUGGACUUCAGGUCAUGUGUGACACAGUGACAGACGGUGGAGGAUGGACCAUUUUCCAAAGACGUGUUUCUGGGACUGUAGAUUUUAAUAGGAGUUGGGCGGAAUACAAAAAUGGGUUUGGGGAUUUUAGUUCAGGUAAUUUUUACCUGGGCAAUGAGAACAUUUAUUUCUUAACGUCAAACCGUCAAACAGAACUCAGAGUGGAUAUGGUCUUCAGUGGAACAAAAUAUUUUGCCAAGUAUUCCAGCUUCAACAUUUCUAGCGAGACAGACGGCUACAGGCUACAUGUUAGUGGCUACACGGGAAAUACUGAGGACGGUCUAUACUACCACAAUGGUAUGAUGUUUUCUUCAUAUGACCGCGAUAAUGACAUGUAUAGUGGUAACUGUGCAGCUCAACUUAUAGGAGCUUGGUGGUUUAACGAUUGCGCUAACUCUUAUCUUUACGCUGUUUGGGGUACAAACAAUUUACACUGGAAUGCCCUGUAA